This is a messenger RNA of Ostertagia ostertagi, 453 nucleotides long. NCBI's taxonomy places the organism in Eukaryota, Metazoa, Nematoda, Chromadorea, Rhabditida, Trichostrongylidae. The record is from the annotation of a GenBank genome assembly.
AUGUGUCUAAAAUCGCUAACGAUCCUACUCUUCUGGCCUCAUUGGCAAGUGAGGAAACGCUCAUCGCUCGCGCUGGAGCGAAUCCUCGCUGUUGAAGAAUCUCAUUUUGCUGAGGCGUUAGCUGAUGUGAUAUUUACGGAGACCAUCAAUGGGUUUGUGGAUCAGACACUACGCAAAGUUAUGCAGUGUCAUCAAGACCCACUGUCAUUUUCGGUUCCCGGCGAGUGGUACGUGCAGGUUCUGAGAUUGCUGCUUACGCCGAAAGGACCGGAAAUGGAAAAGCUCGCCAUCCACACGUUGCUGUUGGCUUCGAUCCAGAGACUAGUGGAGGUCGAUGGGUCGGUGUGGUUGAGGUGGAUGCACGGACAAGCUAGUACUGCUCAUUUAGAGACGAGCGAUCUCUUCAAGGAAACAGCCAUCAGUUUGGUUCUCCGUUGCCCUGAUCGAGGCGUU